UCCCCAUCUCAACAGCCAGUCCUAAAUCUUUCUUCAAGAGACAAGGCCACGUCAUCCACACCCCGGGUGGGACGAGGGGCAGGAGGCAAAGCCCCACCUCGGGAGCAGGCAGCACCUCAGCCAAGGCCCUCGCAGUCCCGCAUGCCCCGCCCCACCCCGAGAGGAGUGGGGACGCACGCAGCCCGGCCUGCACCCCAAUGCCUGGAGGGACAGCCUGCUGUGCAGCUGACCUGAGGAAUCCAAAGACUGCUGCACUGCUGUGCGCGCGUCUGAUCCAGAACAUCCCCUGAGUUAUAUUAGGAGGGACCUGGGUUUGGGUCCUAACUUAUUGCGUGACCUGCUCUGGUCCCCUCUUGGAAUCUGUUUUUCCAUUUCUGCAGUGAAAGGGCUGACUAAUGAUUUACAAGGAUGUUUCCUGCUCUGAAACUCUGUCUUGGAGUCUAGAUUUCCACGUGACAUUGGAGAAGUCUGGCGGAGACAAGGGAAUCUGAAAUGCCAGUGGCUCUGGACCCGGCUCUCUGCUCAGCCUAGCUCAUCUUUGCCUGAGACUUGGGAGUGAGCCCCGGCUCCCCGGACGCGCCUGGCUUUGCACCUACUCCUCCCUCUCCCACAUACUCACCAAAGGGAAUUUCUCUUCUACAGCACAUCCCUGCAGGGCACCAGGGCCCUUGUCCCCGACCCAGAGGCAGCCAUGGGGGCCUGUGCCGUGGUGACUGACGCCAACAUCUCAUCCGGCCUGGAGAACAACAUCACAGGCCUCACAGCCUUCUCCAUGCCCGGCUGGCAGCUGGCACUGUGGGCCGCAGCCUACCUGGCUCUGGUGCUGGUGGCUGUGACAGGCAACGCCACAGUCAUAUGGAUCAUCCUGGCCCAUCAGAGGAUGCGUACAGUCACCAACUACUUCAUUGUCAACCUGGCCCUGGCCGACCUCUGCAUGGCCGCCUUCAAUGCCGCCUUCAACUUUGUCUACGCCAGCCACAACAUCUGGUACUUUGGCCGUGCCUUCUGCUACUUCCAGAACCUCUUCCCCAUCACAGCCAUGUUUGUCAGCAUCUACUCCAUGACCGCCAUCGCCGCCGACAGGUACAUGGCCAUCGUCCACCCCUUCCAGCCACGGCUCUCAGCGCCCGGCACCAGGGCAGUUAUUGCUGGCAUCUGGCUAGUGGCCCUGGCCCUCGCCUUCCCCCAGUGCUUCUACUCCACCAUCACCAUGGACCAGGGUGCCACCAAGUGCGUGGUGGCCUGGCCCGAAGACAGCGGUGGCAAGACACUCCUUUUGUACCACCUCGCGGUGAUCGCCCUCAUUUACUUCCUUCCUCUCGUGGUGAUGUUCGUCGCCUACAGUGUCAUCGGCCUCACACUCUGGAGACGCACUGUUCCCGUGCACCAGGCUCACGGCGCCAACCUGCGCCACCUGCAGGCCAAGAAGAAGUUCGUGAAGACCAUGGUGCUGGUGGUGGUGACGUUUGCCGUCUGCUGGCUGCCCUACCACCUCUACUUCAUCCUGGGCAGCUUCCAGGAGGACAUCUACUGCCACAAGUUCAUCCAGCAGGUCUACCUGGCGCUCUUCUGGCUGGCCAUGAGCUCCACCAUGUACAACCCCAUCAUCUACUGCUGCCUCAACCACAGGUUUCGCUCUGGAUUCCGGCUUGCUUUCCGAUGCUGCCCAUGGGCCACACCAACCGAGGAGGACAAGAUUGAGCUGACUCAUACUCUCUCCCUCUCCAGGAGGGUCAAGAGGUGUCACACUAAGGAGACUUUGUUCAUGGCUGGGGAUGUGGUCCCCUCUGAAGCUGCCAGGGGGCAGGCUGAAUGUCCCCAAGAUGGAGUGUCUACUGAACCCUGAAGCCUUGUACCUGCCUGCAGGGUGAGACUUAGUACCCUUGAGAAGUAGCCAGUCAAGAGGACCACACCUGAAAGUUUGGCCCAUGCCUCACCCUUCAGUACAUCAAUGGAAAAACAAGAUGAGGCCAGGAACUCUGCAGAGAUGCUGACUUUCCCAGCCACCCCUUUCAGACAGUGCUUCAGGGGAUCCAUUAAGAGUCAGAGAAGACAGUGGGAACUCACAUUUACCAAAUAUAGGAGUUGCAAGUUCAAGUGCCUUCCUGGGGCAUAAGACAUAUGAGUAAAUUGGAUCCAAUAUAGGAGAAAAAAUGUAAAUGUGAUGAUAAAAGGUAACUGACUUCCAGUGUUUGGGGCAAUAGGGAAUGGUGGGACUGUGGCAAACUGGAGGGUCUAGGCACCCAAAGGGACAGCAGCUGAUCAGCUCUGGAAAAAUGCUGUCACGUAGCUGGGAUCCCAUUGUUGCCAGAGCCUCUAAAUCUUUCAAAAGAAACCAGAAAUCCAAAUUUAUGGAACUUCCAGACUUGUUAACUUUGGCUCACAUUUUUAUAAAUGUUGGGUAAACCAAACAAAACACAUCUGUGGACAGCACCCAGCCAUGACAGUGAUUCAUUAUCAGGCUAAAGACACAAGAGAGAAUGCUUCUUAUUUUGCAAAGCCUGUGAGUCAAUCCAGGGCUUCUCUGCCUCAGCAUCUAAGAACCUAGAUCCGCCCCAGCAUAGGUGGUGGUUAAGAGUCAAAAGGAGCCUCAGCUGGGUGGCCUCAUACAAGUCACCAUGACCCUCAGCCUCUCCCUCUUUCAAUGACAAAACUACCUCUCAGGGAUGCUGUGGGUAUGGGAGUGAUGCCUAUGAACUGGCAGGCCAAACGCAGAUGAAGUGCUUCAGAAACAGCAGCCAUGCUUGUAUCACUACUAAGCCAGCCGUUUUACACGAAUGCCUCCUGCAAGCCAACAACGCAGCUCUCACCCUGACUUCUGCAGCAAGAAGGUGCCAGGCAGAGAACGCCAACUGUCCAGGCUCCUGGAAAGCCCUAGGCCUGGCCCAGUCACCCCGCUUGCUGACCCACUCUUCAUGCCUCAGUGCGUCGCCAAAAGAACCACAUAACGCUGUCAGUGCACACCCAGAGUUUUCCACAAAAUCACUGUGCCAUAGGCACCGGCAGGGCCAAAUAAAGGGACUCUGUUCUCACCAAA
Molecule: messenger RNA, 3037 nt
Organism: Vicugna pacos (alpaca)
Lineage: Eukaryota; Metazoa; Chordata; Mammalia; Artiodactyla; Camelidae
Gene: TACR2
Product: tachykinin receptor 2
Biological process (GO): G protein-coupled receptor signaling pathway; positive regulation of flagellated sperm motility
Cellular component (GO): plasma membrane; sperm midpiece
Molecular function (GO): substance K receptor activity
Source: RefSeq, a predicted model, not a curated record